UGUUUGGGUUACAAUUUUUUUCAAACGGUUCAGAGCAAAAUUUUAAUACCUAUUCCCAUAUUCAACGGCACAAAUAUUUUAUAGCAUGUUGGAACCCUUCCCUUGGAAUUUUAGAGAUUUAAGUCCCAACCAGGGAAAGUCAACCAUCAAAUUGCUCCUGCCCAUUAAAAAAAAAAAAAAACAAAACUAUCAAAUUGCUCUUAGACUUCAAUAAUGGCAGAAACGUUUCUGUUUAUUAUUGCAGAAAGGGUUGUCCAGAAAAUUAUCGGUCUCACUGUAGGCGAAGUUUGCUUGGCGUCUACUGUCCGAACCGAUCUGAAAAAGCUGAAGGACACCAUAAUCAGCAUUAAAGCUGUGCUCUUGGAUGCCGAGAGGCAACAGCACCAAAAUGAAAAGCUGCGCCUCUGUAUGUGGAAGCUCAGGGACAUCUUUUACGACGCUGAGGACGUUAUUGACGAUUUCAAGUGUGAAGCUCUCCGCAAACAGGACGCUAUCGAUCAUCCCAACACCAACAGCUCAAAGUUGAGGGAAAGAUACAAACGAAAUGGGGGUGCAGAUUGGCACAAAAUUGCUCACAUCCGAAAGGUUGUUAUUACGGAUGACUUUGGAGAUGUGAAGAUGGAUGAAUCAACCAUUGCUUGAGGCAGGCCACCGAAGACUUUUACUUUAUAUGCAUUUAGAUUUCAGUUGUAAUUCUAAUAAUUACUGAGCUUUUGCUUUAAUACUUCAGACUCUUGCUUGCUUAAUGGCUUCAUGUUAUAGACUGUAACUUUUAAGUACUGGUAAUGUUUGUUUGAUAUGUAUAAACUUUGUACUUUCUCUUUUGUUUUGUUCCUUAGUAUAUAAAUAAAUUGGUAUGAAGAUUCAAAAU
This is a messenger RNA of Gossypium arboreum, 871 nucleotides long. Its product is annotated as putative disease resistance RPP13-like protein 1. Lineage: Eukaryota; Viridiplantae; Streptophyta; Magnoliopsida; Malvales; Malvaceae. The transcript is spliced from 3 exons. The record is from RefSeq and is a predicted model, not a curated record. The coding region runs from base 214 to 642 and encodes 142 amino acids.